UACUAACAUUUUUCCUCACUUAUUGUGUCUGUGUUUCUCUCCUUCCACUUCAAGUUGUACGUUUGAUCAACACUAUAUAUAAUAUUAGCCUCAUUUCGCUUUCCGCCACACCAUUUUCACACUCACUACACCUCACCAAAUAAUGAGCCAUGGAAUACCAAUACCACCCAUCAUCUUAUGGCGUCUCUUCCUCUUCUCACUCCAACCACCAUCAACAAGGGUCAACAACACCGAAAUCCCUCUCUUCACAACGCAGCCUCGUCUCAGUCCCCUCCCUCAACCACCACCUCCACGCCCCGAAUUCCACCGUCUACCACCACUGCCUCACAACCCUCAAGGGUCACACCUCCUCCUACAUCUCCUCCUUAACCCUCUCCGGCAAAUUCCUCUACACCGGCUCCUCCGACCGCGAAAUCCGCUCCUGGAACCGCAUCCCAGAAAACUCAUCAAACAACAAUAACAAUAGCAACACCGUACUCACGGGAAACGGUGCUGUUAAGUCGUUAGUAAUUCAGUCAAACAAACUUUUCAGCGCGCAUCAAGACCACAAAAUCCGUGUCUGGAAAAUAAGCACUAACAACAACAACGAUAACGAUCAUGACCAGAAAUAUACACACGUGGCCACACUCCCCACCCUCGGCGACCGCGCCUCGAAAAUCUUGAUCCCCAAGAACCAGGUACAAAUCCGAAGGCACAAGAAAUGCACCUGGGUUCACCACGUGGACACCGUCUCGGCUUUGGCCCUGUCCAGAGACGGAACCUUGCUGUACUCUGUCUCUUGGGACAGAACGCUCAAAAUCUGGAAAACGAAAGACUUCACGUGCCUGGAGUCCCUCGCCAACGCGCACGACGACGCCAUCAACGCUGUCGCAGUCUCCUACGAUGGGUGCGUCUACACCGGAUCAGCGGACAAGAAAAUCAAGGUGUGGAAGAAAUUCGCAGGAGAAAAGAAACACACUUUAAUAGAAACCUUGGAGAAGCACAACUCUGGGGUUAAUGCUUUGGCUCUAAGCAGCGACGAGAAUGUUGUAUAUUCUGGUGCAUGCGAUAGGGCUAUUUUGGUUUGGGAGAAGAAAGAGGGUGAUGAUGGGAAAAUGGGGGUGGUGGGUGCUUUAAGGGGACACACCAAGUCCAUUUUGUGUUUAUCUGUUGUGGCGGAUUUGGUGUGUAGUGGCUCUGCGGAUACAACGAUUAGGAUUUGGAGAGGUUGUGUUGAUUCGCAUGAAUACUCUUGUUUAGCGGUUUUGGAAGGGCACAGGGCUUCGAUUAAGUGCAUAAGCGCAGUGGUUGACCACUGCAACAACAACAACAACAACACAUCGCAGUCCGAAGCAUUAUUAUCUUUUCUAGUCUAUAGUGGCGGUUUGGACUGCGACAUUAAGGUGUGGCAGAUUUUACUUCCGGCUAGCUAAAUUAUAGGACCCAUCAUAAUAAUAAUAAUAGGUUAUUUAAAUUAAA
Messenger RNA from Glycine soja, 1458 nucleotides. Its product is annotated as protein JINGUBANG-like. Gene Ontology annotation, molecular function: protein binding. Lineage: Eukaryota; Viridiplantae; Streptophyta; Magnoliopsida; Fabales; Fabaceae. The record is from RefSeq and is a predicted model, not a curated record. The transcript has a single exon. The coding region runs from base 150 to 1412 and encodes 420 amino acids.